AUGGUGUUUUUCUCGUGCAAUAAUUGUGGAGAAGCUUCGAAGAAAAACCAGGUAGAACGGCAUAUGUAUAUUUGCAAGUUUGCAACAUUCAGUUGUAUUGAUUGUCAGCUGGUUUUCACAAAAGACACAUAUAAGGAUCACGUGAAAUGUAUUACCGAAAAUCAAAAAUAUGGUGGAAAAAAUUAUGUUGAAAAAGAAAAUAAGGGUGAGGUAAAGCAGAACGCAUGGGUGGAUCAAGUAAAUCGAGCCAUCGAAUUGGUCGUUGAUCCGCAAGUCAAAGAACUACUGAAAAGCGUUGCAGGGUUUGCGAACAUUCCCAGAAAGGAGGCGAAAUUCAUUAAUUUUCUUAAAAACUCUUUUCGCCUUCGUGAUAAUUCGUUAGCAGUUCGCGCAUGGCAGGCGAUUGCUGCUGAAGCCGAGAAAAUGAGACAAGAAGCCAUUAAGAAGCAGGCUGAAGUGCAAAAGGCCGAGAGGGUAGAGAAGAAAGAAGCGGCCAAUAGAAAAAUUGAGGAGAAGAACAAUAAAAAAGAAGAAAAGAAAGAUGAAGAUGAAACUACUACUACAGUUGAGACAAGCAAUUUCAAAUGGAAAAAAGCGAUUAAGAGGAAAUUGAAGGAAAAUGGUGGAGAAAUGAAGAUGAAGAAGCUUAAAAAGGCGAUACUCGAAGAAUAUCCAAACGGAGAAGAAGAGAAUUUCGAUGAAUUAUUUGAGGAGAAGCUGAAGAAGUGUCCAGUUCGAGUGGAAGGCAAGAAGGUCGUGCUCGAAUCUUCCUAG
This is a messenger RNA of Caenorhabditis bovis, 774 nucleotides long. NCBI's taxonomy places the organism in Eukaryota, Metazoa, Nematoda, Chromadorea, Rhabditida, Rhabditidae. The record is from the annotation of a GenBank genome assembly.